Messenger RNA from Capronia epimyces CBS 606.96, 789 nucleotides. RefSeq lists its product as uncharacterized. The coding region runs from base 1 to 789 and encodes 262 amino acids. The transcript has 2 exons. Gene Ontology annotation, molecular function: protein-lysine N-methyltransferase activity. The record is from RefSeq and is a predicted model, not a curated record. NCBI's taxonomy places the organism in Eukaryota, Fungi, Ascomycota, Eurotiomycetes, Chaetothyriales, Herpotrichiellaceae. Gene Ontology annotation, biological process: peptidyl-lysine dimethylation.
AUGGAGAUGGAUCACAGCAGUGACAAUGAAGAUGAACCUGCCUCGCUUGACUUGUUCCAGGAGCCCGCCGAUUUCUACCAGCCAGAAAAGCCAGCUACGUCCACCACCUACACGCUCCAAAAUGGUCAGAGUCUUUCUCUUCGGCUCGUCGGCCACAGUCCUCUAUGGGUGGGAACCAAUUGUGGAACGCUGAAUCUGCGCGUGAUUGCGCGGUACUUGGAAGACAAUGCGCAUUUGGUUCAAGGCAAGACGGUGCUCGAACUAGGUGCUGGUGCUGGGCUUCCCAGCCUCGUUGCUGCAAUCCUCGGAGCUAAGAAGGUGGUGGUGACUGAUUAUCCUGAUCCCGAUCUGAUCCUGAACCUUCGCCACAAUAUCGAGCAUUGCUCCGCACUUGUAAACAAGGCCAACAUUGUUGCGGAUGGCUUCCUCUGGGGCAGUCCUGCGGUACCGCUCGAAGCCCACAUUGGCCCUGAAGCUGAUCGCUUUGACCUGUUGAUUCUUGCCGAUAUCCUAUUCAACCACUCCGAGCACGCCAAACUUCUGGUCACUCUUCGUGACUGCUUGAGAAAAUCGGUCGAGUCUGUAGCGCUCGUAUUCUUCACCCCAUAUCGGCCUUGGCUUCUCGAAAGGGACCUGGCCUUUUUUGAUCUUGCUCGUGCCGACGGAUUUGUGGUUAAUAAACUCCUGGAGCACACCAUGGAUAAGCUUAUGUUCGACAAUGACCCCGGGGAUGAAACCCUCCGAAAAACCGUCUUUGGAUACGAGGUGAAAUGGCAGUUGUGUCAGUGA